This is a messenger RNA of Hypomesus transpacificus, 2258 nucleotides long. RefSeq names its product VPS33B late endosome and lysosome associated (gene vps33b). Gene Ontology annotation, cellular component: lysosome; CORVET complex. The coding region runs from base 157 to 1998 and encodes 613 amino acids. The transcript is spliced from 24 exons. Gene Ontology annotation, biological process: vesicle-mediated transport; intracellular protein transport. The record is from RefSeq and is a predicted model, not a curated record. NCBI's taxonomy places the organism in Eukaryota, Metazoa, Chordata, Actinopteri, Osmeriformes, Osmeridae.
AAACAAACAUCUUUGAAACAUUCCAUACGGAAGCAAGAUAGAAAACCUUAGGAGCAUUGGUCAUAGUACUGUAAUUUUCAACAACAAAAAAAUCUCCAAUACAGGGAGGGUGUUGGCUUUUUGAUAAGGUGCCCCACUCCGUCCUCCAUCUAUGCCAUGGCUCACAGCGCCAGAAGAGAUGCCCCUGAACUCCCAGACUUUUCGAUGCUCAAGAUACUGGCUAGGGACCAACUGAUCUACCUACUAGAACAGCUUCCAGGGAAGAAGGACUUGUUUAUUGAGGCAGAUCUUAUGAGUCCCCUUGAUCGCAUUGCUAAUGUAACAACACUAAAGCAACAUGAAGUAGACAAGCUUUACAAAGUGGAAUACAAACAGAUUGUCAGCACCUCAGAUCAGAUAUGCUUCCUCAUACGUCCAAGGAUACAAACUGUGAAAUGGAUAUGUGACGUGGUCAAUGCAGACAAGGCAGUUGGAAAAUUCAGAAGAUACAAGAUUAUAUUUUGCCCACAGAAGUUCUACUCAUGUGAGGCACUGUUGGAGGAGCAGGGAAUCUAUGGUGAUGUGACCAUAGAUGAAUGGGCUUUCUACCUCUUACCACUAGACGAUGACAUCAUCAGUCUGGAGCUUCCAGAAUUCUUCAGAGACAACUUCCUAGAUGGAGACCAGCGCUGGGUGAGGACAGCAGGCAGUGCUCUGAACCUUCUCCACUCUCUCUAUGGCCCCUUCUCCAAAGUCUAUGGAAUUGGGCGAUGCUCCAAGAUGACCUAUGAAUCAUGGAGGGAGCAGGUGAAAGAAGGCGAACAGAAAACCCACCAAGCAGAAAUCGGAAAUGUUUUUCUCAUUGACAGAGAUGUGGACUUUGUCACUCCUCUGUGCUCCCAAGUUGUGUAUGAAGGACUGGUGGAUGACACAUUCAGGAUAAAAUGUGGAUGUGUUGAAUUUGGUCCUGAGGUUAUGUCAUCUGACAAGAGUAUAAAAGUGAUGCUGAACUCUCAAGACAAGGUGUUCAGUGAAAUCAGAAAUGAGCAUUUCUCCAACGUGUUCAGCUUUCUGAGUCAGAAGGCCAGAAACCUCCAGACGGCCUACGAUAAGCGCCAAGGGAUGGACAUAAAGCAGAUGAAGACGUUUGUGUCGGAGGAGUUAAAAGGUUUAAAACAGGAACAUCGACUCCUCAGCAUGCAUAUUGGUGCCAGUGAAUCAAUGAUGAAGAGGAAAACCAAGCAGGACUUUCAGGAGCUGCUAAAGACAGAGCACUCCUUACUUGAAGGCUUUGAAAUCCGUGAAUGUAUAUCCUUCAUAGAGGAGCACAUCAAUAGACAAGUCUCCAUGUUGGAAAGUCUGAGGUUGCUCUGCUUGCUGUCUCUCACAGAAAAUGGUCUCCUUCCCAAAGAUUACAGAUCAUUAAAGGCACAGUAUUUACAGAGUUAUGGUGUGGACCACCUUCUCACGUUUUCCAACCUGAGACAGAUAGGAUUACUGGUGGAACAGCAGCCAGGAGAGACCCUCACCGUCAUGGAGAGCCGAGUAGGAAAACUGGUCAACGACAGAGCGGCCGGAAAACUUACCGAUGCCUUUUCAUCCUUGGCAAGAAAGAGUCAUUUCCGAGCCUUGAGCCGGAGGCUUAACCUGGUCCCUAAAUCAGAUGAGGAGUAUAAUCUGAGCGUUCCUCGUGACAUGGCCUACACCUUCAGUGGGGCUUAUGUCCCGCUGAGCUGCAAACUCAUUGAACAGGUAUUAGAGCGUGAUUGCUGGACAGGGCUAGAAGAAGUCACCAGGAUGCUGAAUAGCCAGGAGUUUGCUGUCACAGCUGGCAGCAAUGGAGCAAAGACAGAUGCCCAGCGUAUCAUCCUGGUCAUGUUCCUGGGAGGCUGCACAUUCUCUGAGAUCUCAGCUCUGCGCUUCUUAGGCAAAGAGAAAGGUUUAAAAUUUAUUGUAGUUACAACCGCCAUAACAAAUAGUGCCAGACUGCUGGAGGCUUUGUUGGACAACCAUGUAUGAGUUGUCAUUCCAAAGUGAACAGGCUGCAGUUUGCCCUGGCAGGCAGCUGAGAAGGACACCACCCAGAUAACGACAAGGAGUCGACACUUUUUGUUAUCAAAUGCUGACAUUCCAGUGCAUUCCCGUUAGAGAUUGUAAAUACUGCAAUGCUGAACGAUAUUCUGGAUAAAUGUAAAAUAAACAUAUACUGUAAUUUUAAAAUGUGUUUGGUGCAUUGUGCUUGUUUGAUCGUUUGAAUGAAUAAAGGAGGGUUUUGAAAA